AUGUGGUACCAUUCUAGGUUCGAAUACCUAGCACUGCUAGGAUCCUUGAUCCUAGUCUUUCUAGAAACUGUCAUUCACCUUAUUACGUUCUGUCUUCGUGAGUUGCUUCAUAUCUUUCUUAUCAAGUACGCGUCGCUGACCAACUCGCGAUUAGCAUCACCAAUCAUUCGGUUCUGUUACGAUCAAUCGAAGAAAAUAUUCAAUCUGGUUAUUCCUGAAGCACGGGAUAAACGUACGAAGGAAGAAAUACUCGCCGCUUCAAUCGCCGAGGCAUCAGACUUUACCGAGAUCUGCUCGCUGUUUGGAUACGAGGCGGAGGAGCACAUUGUACAGACUCGCGAUGGAUACCUGCUUGGAUUACACCGAUUGGCCUAUCGAAAAGGAGAAGAAGAUAUGCGCGUCAAUCAGGGUCCCAGUUCAAUCACCAAGAAAGUUGUCUAUCUUCACCAUGGCCUUCUCAUGUCUAGUGAGGUGUGGGUUGCCUUGACUGACGAGCAGCGUUGUCUUCCCUUCCAGCUGGUUGAAAAGGGGUAUGACGUUUGGCUGGGCAACAACCGGGGCAACAAGUAUGCGAAGAAAUCAGUCCGGUUUUCCCCUGGCUCAAACGAAUUCUGGGACUUCUCUAUCGACCAAUUCGCCUUCCACGAUAUCCCAAAUAGCAUCGAGUACAUUCUGGAUGUGACGAGUCAACCAUCCUUAUCAUACAUUGGUUUCUCACAGGGAACGGCUCAAGCUUUUGCUACCUUAUCGAUUCACCCCCUAUUGAACCAAAAGGUCGAUGUGUUCGUGGCCCUGGCUCCGGCCAUGGCACCAUCGGGUCUUCGCAACCGCAUUGUCGACUCACUCAUGAAGGCUUCUCCAAAUUUUUUAUUCUUACUCUUUGGCAGAAGAAGUAUUCUCUCCUCUACGACUAUGUGGCAGACAAUAUUGUACCCGCCGAUCUAUGUUCGCAUUAUCGACUCGGCCUUAUCACUUCUGUUCAACUGGCAGUGUCGCAAUAUUACUCAUACCCAAAAACUUGCCGCCUACCUCCACCUUUACUCCUUCACCAGUACCAAGUCAGUAGUUCACUGGUUCCAGAUUAUUCGCAACAAGAAUUUCCAAUUCUAUGACGACGAACUCCAGACUCCUUUCAGCCUUGUUGCCAGCGAGCGUUUCUACAAACCUGUCAAGUACCCGACUCGCAAUAUCAAAACACCUAUCGUUCUACUCUAUGGCGAUAGCGACAGUCUCGUCGAUAUCAAUGUCAUGCUUCAGGGAUUACCACGCGGCACUGUAGCCAAACCCAUUCAUACAUACGAACAUCUGGACUUCUUAUGGGCAGCCGACGUGGACAAACAGGUCUUCCACCAUGUUUUCGAUGCUCUUGAAACCCACAGCCCAAAAGGGGUGAAUGGGAUCAGCGUGGCCAAUGGCGUUAACGAAGUCAAUGGAAUCGAUAUAUCCGCUUCAAGUCAUUCACGACUGGACCGACCUCCCAUUACAAGUCACACUUCGAACAGCUCUCAUCCGAGACAUCAUGUUCAUAUUCCCAGUGAUACCGUUCAUAACGCUGCGCCAUAG
Penicillium malachiteum is the source of this 1563-nucleotide messenger RNA. RefSeq names its product sterol esterase. Gene Ontology annotation, biological process: lipid metabolic process. Lineage: Eukaryota; Fungi; Ascomycota; Eurotiomycetes; Eurotiales; Aspergillaceae. The record is from RefSeq and is a predicted model, not a curated record. The coding region runs from base 1 to 1563 and encodes 520 amino acids. The transcript has a single exon.